Molecule: messenger RNA, 1623 nt
Organism: Neoarthrinium moseri
Lineage: Eukaryota; Fungi; Ascomycota; Sordariomycetes; Amphisphaeriales; Apiosporaceae
Exons: 2
Coding region: 1-1623 (540 amino acids)
Biological process (GO): regulation of transcription by RNA polymerase II
Cellular component (GO): nucleus
Molecular function (GO): DNA-binding transcription factor activity, RNA polymerase II-specific; RNA polymerase II cis-regulatory region sequence-specific DNA binding
Source: RefSeq, a predicted model, not a curated record
AUGAUCGUUGAUCUCUGCGACGGCUUGCCCGUCCACUUCUCCCCGGACUCCACUGGCGACGACACAACACGAAAUUGCACGACGCAAUCAAUAGGAAACAUCGGGGACUACCCAGACCUGGACGCAUUCUCCAAUACGGCUACGGCUUUUCAACUUGCUGAAACAUCCCAACCGCCUCCGCCGUCCGACUUCCCUUCCGCCAUUUGCACGGCUUCUCAAACCUAUCCGCCUCCGUAUACCCACUCGGCGGCUUCGACCUGUGGCAUGUGGCCGACCCCGCCCUCUACGGCUGGCGAGGAUUUUGAGGACUACACCUACAACGCAUCACCCACAAGUGCGUCUUGUGGUGCCCACCUUGCAACGAGUUCUGCCAGAUCGUCUGUCGCAAGCCCCAGCAGUUGGUCUUCACCAGAACCGCAGCAUUUGGCCUUCCAGCAGGUGGUCUGGCCAGGCCAGGAGCCGCUCUCUCCGUUCUCUGUUCACAUUCAUUCAAAUCCAACUGAGGGACAUCCCCGUCCGCAGAUGAUGUCACACCCCUACCCAAACCAGGCAUACUUGGCGGGAAGCAUGAAUUCGGAUGUCCUCAUGACAACAGACACAAGAGGCACGACCCCCGACCAUGUUGGCUUCGUACCAUCAGAUGGCAGUUCUUCCCCAGUACCCAAGGUGGAAUACGGCGAAGACUAUCUGCCUGACGGAGAGAAAACGGUCUCACAGACUGGGCAAGCAACUGCUGCGCCGAAUGGAAAGGGGUCCAGCAAGAUGGACGAGCCGUAUGCACAGCUGAUUUACAAGGCUUUGAUGAGCAACGGAGAUCACUCGAUGACGCUACAGGAGAUCUACCAAUGGUUUCGAGACAACACGGACAAGACCACGCCGGACAAAGAAAAUAAAGGGUGGCAAAAUAGCAUACGGCACAAUCUCAGCAUGAACGGGGCUUUUGUCAAGAGAGAAAAAAAGCCUUCACCUACAACCCCGUUGACAGACACUGGCGAGCCAAAGAAGUCGAACGAAUGGGUACUUACUGACGAGGCCAUAACUGAAGGCGUGGAAAGCACAACUCGGUACCGCAAGAAUACAACGCGCAGGGGAGGGUCUGGCUCUUAUUCACGGUCGAAUCACAACAACCCUCUAUCAGCACGAGCUUCCUCAGGGCGAAAGGGUGGCAUCACAGCCAGCAAGACAAGAUCCGCCAAUAACCGUGCGGCAGCACGCAGACAGCAGUACGGGGAGUUGAUGGCUUCACACUUGCCAAGCAGCAGCCUCGUGCAGGACCACGAUUACUACAGCCGGCAUGCUAGCAUCGGGAUGCCUGACCCGCAGGGAGGAGGCCCGGGUGGCGGCCAGGGGUACUACUUCGGCCCUGGGCAACCUCAGCAUCAGCUUCUUCAUCAACCCAACCCACACUCACAGCUUGACCCGAACGCUUACAGCCUAGAGGAUGUAACCGGCGUCUAUGAGGCCCCACUGGCUCCUCAAGCGUCCAGUGACCCCUCACAGCUGUCGUCACACCUCCCCCAAAGCUUCAGCAACCUCUUCAUUGACGACAUUGGCCAGACUGCCGCAACAUCAUCUGCUCAUCUCCAUUACAACUGGGCGGACGGCAGCCAGUUUCAGCAAUAG